CUUUGUCUCUCUCUUCCAUCUUCCCCCAUACCAUCAUGUCUCUAUCGCCACCCAGCAGACGCGCAAGAUCAGCAAGUAAGGAACAAGAAGACUUGAUCAAUGCGUAUGAGGCUGAAGAAGAGAGGAUAAUAAAUGUUUUAUCCAGGAAGUUGGAACAGCUUCGACAGGAUAAAAUAGAGCUGGAAAAUACACUGGAAGCGGAAUCCGAAAGCCAUGUGAAUAGGUUGACGAGGGAAUUAUCGUUUCUCAAAGCACAACAACAAGCUGGUCAGACAAAUGGGAGUUUAGGGAACAAUGAGGGAGCAGAGGCACUAUCUUGUUCAAACUAUGCUAGAUCACCAGCAGAUCCUACAACAGAAGUUAUGCUGGAAGCUCUGCGCCGCGAGAACGAGACUUUGCGCAACCGUUUGGCGGAAUACGAACGGGAUUAUAUGCGAUUGUCCAGGCUUAAUGAAAUCUACCGGGAGGAACUUAUUGAGCAUAGAAGUCGACUGGGAAGACCCGUCGACAAUCUAAUAGGAAUUUCCUCCAACGACCCAUUUUCUCAACCUCUCCAUCAUCGCUCGCCUUCCUCAUCUUCAAGGACAUCCUCCCCAUCGACGUCUUUCCGAAGUCUUGCACCUUACGCACCACGGGCUAUGUCCGUUCCUGUUCCCAUACCAGGUGGUGUUCCCAUCCCUCGACCUCCAUCUCAAAUCCACCGUCCAAUAAACUCCAUCUCUUCCCAGGGCAACACUCCACUCUCACAUUCCCCUACAUCCGUGGCUUCAGAGUCCCCCUACACCUUCUCUCCCCCUGGCGCGUUGUCAACUGACCCUGCCAGCCUUGUCAGUAACGGAACGAACGUGACGACACCACCUUCGUCAGCUUCCAUUCACAAUCACUACCAUGGAUCUGGAUAUCGUAGUGCUGUUUCGUUGUCGUAUCCAUCAGUUCCACCACCGUCUUUGUCUUCUUCGUUUGGAUCGCCGAAUAUUUCUUAUUAUAUGGGGCGUGAGUGGGAUAGGGAUAGGGAUAGGGAUAGGGAUAAUGGCACUGGGGUUGGUGCUAGAGAUCUUUCUCUAUCGCCUAUCGAACCACUUAGUCUCAGUCGAAGAAGUUCAAUCGCGACUGGCCGACGUGGUAGUAUCACGACGGAUUGGAGAGUAGCUGAGACGGGGUCUUUGAGGGGUGGGAUUAGUAGACGGGGGAGUGUUGAGAGGGGUGGUAGGGUUGCUGAAACGGGCACUUUGGUGAGGAGUCGGGCUGGAAGUCAAAACAGUCAGUCACUUCUUCCGAGUACAAGUGAGGUAACGGGUACGGGUACGGGUACGGGAGAUGGACGUGGUUAGGUUCUUCGUGAAAGGGAGUUGUGAUAGGUUGUGAUAUCUCCCCCCAGGAACUUCGAACGCGGUUUUUAUUUCUUAUUACCGUUUGCUAUAUGCUUUGGUUGGUGUGUUUGUUUUUUUCCCCUCGCUUCUUUUAUAUUCUACAGACGACCGCUCCCGCUGCUUACCUUACUACUCUGAACGUGUACUAGUAUCUCAGUGUUUUCUGCCUGUCCGUGUGUAUUACUUAGUCACUUUACUACUUGCCUUAUUCUGCACGUUUCUUCUUAGGGAUUAGGUUAAACCAAUAAUCUGGGUUGCAAGGAACGUUGCCUGUAUUGGAACAUCAUGAUCAGUAUUCAGUAUAACGGGGGCCAUUGGAUCUUAAUCAAGUCCAUAACGUUGUUCAGA
This is a messenger RNA of Marasmius oreades (fairy-ring Marasmius), 1718 nucleotides long. RefSeq lists its product as uncharacterized. The transcript is spliced from 3 exons. NCBI's taxonomy places the organism in Eukaryota, Fungi, Basidiomycota, Agaricomycetes, Agaricales, Marasmiaceae. The record is from RefSeq and is a predicted model, not a curated record. Bases 36 to 1331 code for a protein of 431 amino acids.